AGAUGUCGCCGAUCAUUCAAAAUCUUCAUCUUACCCAAAUUUUCCUUCAAAAUUCAGUUCAAAUUCAAAAUGUUUUCUUCAGAAGAUUUUCUACAAGGCUACGACAGAACAGAUUUGCUAAAAAACGCGCUGGAUUUGCCAACAGAUUUGCUAAAAUUGAUGUUUUGGCGCUAGAUGAAGUGGUACAACCUCAAAAGGUUCCGCUUGAAAAACACGUUAAUAUUGAGCUAGAAGGUGUCCAAUCUUCACUUUCUCGUCAAGUUAUAUCCUCAAUUCUUGAUCGAUUUGCAAGAGAUGUCAACAUUAGGGAUUUGGCUGCAACACAAAAUAUAACCAAAAAUAUUUUUCAAAAGGCUUUUCAAAGCUUUAGAAUGGCUUGUUGUUUGGGUCAAACAAGUUUGGAUCCUCGUCUUCAAGUGAUUUUUAGUGAUAUUAUUAAAUAUGAUCACAGUGUCGACCAAAUUUACCCUUAUUUUCUUCGACAUGCUCACAAAGUGUUUCCACAUUUGGAACGAAUUAAUGAACUUCGAAUAAUUUCUGAUUUAACUCAUCCACACAAUUGGUACCCUCUAGCUCGUGAAAUUCAUCGAAAAAUUAUUUUUCAUGCAGGCCCCACAAAUAGCGGCAAAACUUACGAAGCUUUGGAAGAGUUUAAAAAGGCGAAAUCUGGAAUGUAUUGUGGACCGUUGCGGUUAUUAGCCUUUGAAAUUUAUGAACGAAUUAAUAAAGAUGGUAUUCCUUGUGAUAUGGUCACUGGAGAACAACGCCUAUUUGCUCAUGAUUCUGAAACUCCAGCUGCCCAUUGUACCUAUACGGCAGAGAUGGUGCCAAUAGAUGAUAGAAGGGAUAUUUGUGUGAUAGAUGAAAUACAAAUGUUGAGGGAUGUUGAACGUGGAACAGCUUGGACUAGGGCUUUACUUGGGGUUGCUGCUGAUGAGGUUCAUUUAUGUGGCGAAGAGGCAGCAAUAGACCUUGUAUUAAAAUUAUUAGAUCCAAUUGGUGAACAUGUUGAUAUUAGAAAAUAUGAAAGGAAAGGUGAAUUGGUUGUGAUAGAUACACAUGGAUUGAGGGAUUUGAAUGCUGUGGAGGAUGGGGAUUGCAUUAUUCAUUUUAACAAACAAUCAAUUUUAAAAACUGCUAGAACUCUUUUACAUGAAUAUGGCAAAGAAUCAGCUAUUAUUUUUGGUGAUUUGCCGCCUGAAACAAAAAGGGAACAAAUUGAGAAGUUUAAUGAUCCUGAGAAUCCAUGUAAAAUUUUAUUGGCAACAGAUGCUAUUGGAAUGGGAAUUAAUUUAAAUAUUAAAAGAGUUAUUUUUACAACAUUAAUGAAAGACGGGCAAAUUUUUCCAACUUUUUUUGUUAAACAAAUAGCUGGAAGGGCUGGACGUUUUGCCUCUAGAUAUUGUAAAGGGGAGGUAAUGACACUCUUGGACGAAGAUUCCCGCCUUUUAGGACGUUUAAUGAAUGAACCAAUUCAACCUAUUGCACAAGCAGGUAUAUCUCCAUCGUUUGAAGCUAUAGAGCUAUUUUCACUUCAUUUACCUCAUUGUUCUUUGUCUCAAUUAUUAGAUAUUUUUGCUUCAAUUUCUAGUGUCAGUGAAGAUUAUUUUUCGUGUUCGCAUGCUAGAAUAAGAGAGAUGGCAAUUUUAAUAGAGCAUAUACCUUUGUCAUUAAGGGAUCGUUAUACUUUUUGUCUUUGCCCUGUUAAAGAAAGUGGAUCUUCUUUCUUAAGUACUGCAUAUAUAAUGAUUGUUAAAAAAUAUUCUGAAGGAAAUGCAAUAACAAUACAAUUCAUAAAACAUUUGGUAAUGGGAGAAAUGAGACUUGCAGACAAUUUAGAAAGGCUACGAACACUUGGGGAUGUAUAUGAUAUUCUUUAUGCUUAUUUGUGGUUAAGCUAUAGAUUUGAGGAUUAUUUUCCCAAUCGAGAUUUAGUUCGUGAAUUACAAGUAGAAUGUGGUGAUUUAAUUAAUAAAAGUAUUCAACUUAUGAUACUAAAAGAAUCUUCUAAAAAAUCUUCUGCUACUAUAAUUAGAAAAUCGCCUUAUAAUGAAAAAGGGAAUGAAAAAAGGAAUAAUAUUAUAUUAAAAAAGGAUGGAAAAAUGGGAGGAAGACAACAACAACAAAAAUUUGGUUCUAAAGAUUUUGAAAAUAGUUUUCGCUUUGUUGUGGAUAAAUUGAAAAAAUGA
Messenger RNA from Meloidogyne enterolobii, 2189 nucleotides. The record is from the annotation of a GenBank genome assembly. NCBI's taxonomy places the organism in Eukaryota, Metazoa, Nematoda, Chromadorea, Rhabditida, Meloidogynidae.